AUGGCUUCAUCGGAUGACGUUUUCAAAGAACUCUUUGCUAGUAUAUACGAGCCCUUCUUUGGACUAAAUGAGAUGGAUCAUGAGCUCCAUGGUAUUUAUAUGGAUCACAAACCAGAGCAUGAGUUUGUGACUGUGCUUGAUAAAUGUGAACAACAGUCGAUGAAGAAUAAGUACAUAAUUCAUGAUCCAAACACACCAUGGGAUAAGAUGGAACCUAAAGUAGGUGAUAUGUUUGAGUCUCCUGCACAACUUAAGUUUUGUAUUCAAAAUUAUGGGGUCUCAAAUGGACAUCAGAUAUACUUUGAAAAAUGUGAUAAAACUAGAAUAGUUGCAAGAUGUGGGAAGAGGACAAAGAUGAAUGAUUAUCCUUUCAGAUUGAAGUUCAAAUUUGGAAGUUUUGUUUCCCCUCAAUGGAUAGGUAGGCAUUACAUUACUGAAACUGAAAACACACCUAAGAUGACACUUACGGAUAUGAUUGCUGAUAUCAAACAAAGGUUGAGAUGUAUAGUGAAUGGUGAGUUGUUGACUACUAUUGGUAGAGAUGCUAAUAACCAACUAUAUCUUAUAGCAUGGGUUGUUGUCGAUGUUGAAAGCAAGCCUAACUGGACUUGGUUUAUUGAGCUUCUUAGAGAUAGUCUAGACCUUCAUGAUCUCAAAGGAUCGGUGGUGAUAUCUGACCAACAUAAGCCUCCAAAGAAGAAAAACAUGUCAAAGAAAGAAUCCUCAAGUUCCAAGGUUUUAAAAGAAUCAAGGUCCAAAAAAGAGGCUACUAGAUAUGAUGAAUCAUUAAGAGCUUCUCAAUCCAGUCAGCCUCCAAAGAAGAAAAACAAGUCAAAGAAAGAAGCAUCAAGUUCCAAGGAAGGUGAUGGUAUUCAGACUGGGGAUCAUGGUAAUAGUAUUGUGAUUGGGGAACAUGGUGAUGGUAUUCAGAUUGGGGAAGGUGAUGGUAUUGACACUGGGGAUCAUGAUGAUGGUAUUGAGACUGGGGAUCAUGGUGAUGAUAUUCAGACUAGGGAUGUUAUUUAUGUUAUUAUUGAAGAUGGUCAUAUUGUUGAAGAAGUUGAAGUGAUUGAUGUUGGAAAAGAAGAUGUUUUGCUUAAAAGGGUUGGUUUAGAGCUAUACAAAGUACUUGAUGAAGUUGAGCAGCGGGUGGAUGAAAUAUUAGGGGAGGGUAGUUUUAAACAACAAUCAGAAACCUAUGAUGCUACUCAAUCAGAUUAUGGGGGUAAUGUUGAGUUUAGUGAAUGA
Messenger RNA from Lactuca saligna, 1248 nucleotides. Lineage: Eukaryota; Viridiplantae; Streptophyta; Magnoliopsida; Asterales; Asteraceae. The record is from the annotation of a GenBank genome assembly.